Cladophialophora immunda is the source of this 2616-nucleotide messenger RNA. RefSeq lists its product as uncharacterized. The transcript has 2 exons. Gene Ontology annotation, biological process: long-chain fatty acid biosynthetic process; sphingosine biosynthetic process; ceramide catabolic process. Gene Ontology annotation, molecular function: N-acylsphingosine amidohydrolase activity. NCBI's taxonomy places the organism in Eukaryota, Fungi, Ascomycota, Eurotiomycetes, Chaetothyriales, Herpotrichiellaceae. The coding region runs from base 241 to 2559 and encodes 772 amino acids. Gene Ontology annotation, cellular component: extracellular region. The record is from RefSeq and is a predicted model, not a curated record.
GCCCGUUUCAGGGGAGCCUCGCGGCCUCGAGAGAAUCAACACAAAAAUUCAUACACUUCUCCAACGGUGGCCGGUUCUUGCCCUUUAUACGCUGGCAUAUUCGUCUAUUGUCAGAGACAGAUUAUGACAAGACGAUGAUUCAUUCCGGAAACUCCCUACCUGACCCGAAAAGACAGGGGGACUGUCACAUCCGAUUCCCGUCGUAAGCUGCAAAGACAUCACAUUCAGGGCAACACGAAAAUGGCACGGAGAGCGCUAGCCCCAGUUCUAUGCUUGCUCGGUCUCGUCCUCACGACGGCUCUUCUGUGGUUGGGCUUCGUUGCUCAUAGUCCGCUUCAAAAUGUGCAUUUGCUUGCUGGCAAUGUGCAGGGACAAACCGAGCAAAGCCAGCACAGUGGCGAGGCCGCUUUGCAGGGCGACUACUUGCUAGGGGUCGGAAAGGCUGAUAUUACUGGGCCGGUCGUCGAGAUCAACUUGAUGGGCUACGCUGACACAGACCAAGUGGGAAGUGGUGUCCGUCAACGGAUCUAUUGCCGGGCAUUCAUUGUGGGCAGCCUUUCGAGAAGUUCCUCGCGGAUCGUCUACCUUGUCCUAGAUACCCAGUCUGGCGACACUGCUAUUCGUCAUGGCAUCUUGCAGAGGCUUAAGGAGUUGGGCCCAGAAUAUGCAAUAUACAACAAGAACAAUGUCGCAGUUACCGGGACACACAGUCACAGCGGGCCCGGGGCUUGGUUGAACUACCUGUUGCCACAAAUCACGAGUCUGGGCUUCCACAGAGAGAGCUACGACGCAAUCGUCAGUGGCUCGGUGUUAGCCAUUCAACGUGCACAUGACAGCCUUACGCCCGGCCACCUCAAAUUUGGACAAUACCCCGUCGAAGGUGCGAAUAUAAACAGAAGCCCGUAUGCCUACCUCCAGAAUCCGCAGGAUGAACGCGACAAGUACACCGAUGACGUCGACAAGAGCAUAACACUGAUGAAAUUUGAGCGGGCGUCUGAUGGUCAAGCCUUGGGAGCGCUGACUUGGUUUCCAGUUCAUGGCACAUCUCUGUACCAAAACAACACACUUAUCGCCGGCGAUAACAAAGGUGUUGCAGCAUACCUUCUGGAAGAGCACAUGAAAGUCAAGAACCCAUCCUUCGUCGCUGGCUUCUCCCAGGCAAACGUUGGAGAUACUUCCCCCAAUACCCUCGGCGCAUUCUGCGAAGAUACAGGCCUUCCAUGCGCGUUUAAGGAUAGCACAUGCGGAGGUCGAACCCAGGGAUGCCACGGACGUGGACCGAUGUUUCAAACAGACGAUCAGGGGACCAGGUCGUGCUUCGAGAUUGGGAAACGUCAAAUGGCUGCAGCCAAAGUCCUCCUAGAAGACCACAACCUAGACCGGAUACCAGCAUCAACCGUAUCCUAUUUCCACACCUACGCCAACCUCUCGUCGUUCACCUUCACCUCAUUCUUCAACCAGUCCCGAACCCUGAAGACCUGCUCCGCCGCCUUGGGAUAUGGCUUCGCAGGUGGCACAACCGACGGGCCUGGCCGCUUCGAUUUCGCCCAGGGCACAAACGACACCAACGGCUCCCCUGCCUUGAAAAACCCGCUGUGGAGGGUCGCAAGAGGCGCGAUCCAUCCACCAACAGACGCCCAGAUCGCAUGCCAAAGUCCGAAACCCAUCCUCCUUGACGUGGGCGAAGCUGAUGAUCCCUACGCCUGGACGCCGAACAUUGUCGACAUCCAACUCCUCCGCAUCGGCGAUUUGAUCAUGAUCAUAUCGCCCGGAGAAGCGACCACCAUGGCCGGCCGCCGAUGGAAAUCGGCACUCACGGCUGCGGCUCCGUUGAUCCUGAACAUCUCUUCUCCGAGGCUCGUCCUCGGCGGACCCGCAAACACCUACGCGCACUACAUCUCCACCGAAGAGGAAUACGCCGUGCAGCGCUACGAAGGGGCAUCCACGCUCUACGGACCGUACACGCUGGAAGCGUACAUCAACCUCACAAUCACACACCUCCCCUAUUUGGGGACCGACGACGAAACAUCCCACCUUGACCGUCUCCCCGCCGGCCCCCAUCCACCGAUAAACGUGAACCGCUCGCUGUCCUUCAUUCGGCCAGUCGUCGUCGAUCACGCAGGGAUCCUGCGCAACUUCGGCGACACGCUCGCUUCCCCGAACCCGGCGAAGUCAUACCGUGGCGGGGACGUCGUCAGCGCGACGUUCGUGGGCGCGAACCCGCGCAACAAUUUCCGCCUCGAGAGCACCUUCGCCGCCGUGGAGAGGUUCGACGAGCGCCGCCGAGAGUGGGUCCAGGUCCGCUCCGACCGGGACUGGUUCCUGGUGUACCGGUGGAAGCGCACGUCCACGACGCUGGGCACCAGCGAGGUGAUCUUGGAGUGGGAGAUUGAACCGGGCACCCCGACGGGCAUGUACAGGUUCAAGUACUACGGCGACAGGAAGGCGUUGACUGGGCAGAUUGCCGAAUUCGAGGGCACGAGCCGCGUCUUCCACGUCGUAGGCGACGUAGACGCCUCGGAGAGCAACACGCCCUGGGACGAGCUUGUGCGUUCUUGAAAUGAAUCUGGAAACGAAAUUUGUAUGAUGAAUCAAGUCAAGCGGUUUUUUUUUGGG